This is a messenger RNA of Thyridium curvatum, 1047 nucleotides long. RefSeq lists its product as uncharacterized. The record is from RefSeq and is a predicted model, not a curated record. Bases 1 to 1047 code for a protein of 348 amino acids. Gene Ontology annotation, molecular function: oxidoreductase activity. The transcript has 2 exons. Lineage: Eukaryota; Fungi; Ascomycota; Sordariomycetes; Thyridiales; Thyridiaceae.
AUGGCACGGCAAAUCCCCAAAACGAUGAAAGCGGGCCAAUACGACCCUAAACAAGGAAAAGUCGUGGUCAAUGAAAUACCGGUCCCAGUUCCCGGCAAAAAUGAGAUGCUCGUCAAGAUCAAGUCGGCGUCGCUAUGCCACAGCGACUUCCUAGCCAUGGAGCAGACCAAGGACGAGCCCGUGACCAUCGGCCACGAGGGCUGCGGCCACAUCGUCGCGUUCGACCCCUCGGCCGAGGGCAAGGGCUUCUCCGUCGGCGACGCAGUCGGCUUCCUCUGCUUCCGCGGCUGCUGCUACAACUGCCGGGGGUGCAGCAUCCACUUCACCCACUGCGAGACCGGCGGCCAGCGCCUGCAGGGCUGGCCCGGGACCGAUGGGUUCUUCGCCGAGUACGCCAUCGUUGAUUACCACGCCGCGAUCAAGCUGGACGAGAGCGUGUGGGACAUGACGCGCGCGUCGGCCGUCUUCUGCGCGGGCGUGACGACGUUUCACUCCAUCGACCAGUGCGACCUGUCGCCGGGCGACUGGUUCGGCGUGGUUGGGUGCGGCGGCCUGGGCCAGAUGGCCAUCCAGUACGCCAAGGCCAUGGGGCUGAGGGUUGUUGCCACUGAUGUUGCCGUCGCGAACCUGGCCGAGGCAAAGAGCCAGGGCGCCGAUGCGGUCUUCAACUCGAUGCAGUCUGGGUACAUCGACGAGAUCAAGAAGCUGACGGGCGGUGGUUGCAAGGCCGUCGCAGUGUACACCAACGCCGACAAGGCCUACGAGACGGCCCCCAGCCUGAUCGCGGUGGGCGGCACGCUCAUGGCUGUCGGAUUGCCAAAGAACCCGAUCAAGGUUGAUGUCAUGGACAUUGCUGUUUCCAAUUAUCAGCUCAAGAGUACGAACACGGGCAACCACAUUGGCCUUCCCAAGGUUGUUGAGUUCACGGGCAAGCACGGGAUCAUGCCUGUUGUCGACAUCAAGCCUGGGUUGGAGAGUCUGCCUGAAAUGGUCGAGGCAAUGAGGAUGGGCAAGGCUUCCAAGCGUCAGGCAGUUGUAUUCAGCUAG